This is a messenger RNA of Penicillium chermesinum, 411 nucleotides long. RefSeq lists its product as uncharacterized. The transcript has a single exon. The record is from RefSeq and is a predicted model, not a curated record. NCBI's taxonomy places the organism in Eukaryota, Fungi, Ascomycota, Eurotiomycetes, Eurotiales, Aspergillaceae. The coding region runs from base 1 to 411 and encodes 136 amino acids.
AUGGACGCUAAAGUUUGUGAUGAGUACAUUUCGUACAUCAAAUUCCAAAUUAGUUGGCUCCACUCCUGGCGCGCUGGCGCGCUGAUUGGCCCUGCCCGGACUCAGUAUAGGCCUGAUGAGGGGCCCCCCCCAGGUCGUUUCGGAGGUUUGUCGGCUCGUCCCUUCACCGUUAGAAAAGAGGAAAAAUGUCCUAUCACAGCCGAGUGCUUGACGAAGAAUCUUCCGGCUCUCUUUGGAACGGUCCUGCUUUUUUACUCUCACGCGUGUCGCUCACCUCUGCUCUUGACCGCUACUAUCCGUCGGUCGCGAACCCCACCCCUGGGUACGGGUUGCCUGCAGGACCCUCUCGAUAGCAAGCCCUUCGUAAGCUCCAUGCAAGGAGGGUGGUGCACAUCACAGGAAACAGUUUAG